AUGACCACGACCGCCGCCCGACAACGGCUCCCGCUGUUGCUUCUGCCCCGCGCGCCCCCAUCGACGCCGCGAUGGCGCGGUAGAUCUCACGCCGGCGGGAUGCGGUCCUUCUCCGCCGGAGCCCAGCGUGCCGCAGAGGACCAGGGGACCAAGAAGCCCUCGCGGAAACAGCAACGGCCGAAACUACCCUCUCUGUUCGAGGAGCUCUUCCCCGACGAGGACCUCUCUGCGCCGCACCGGGGAAAUGGCCAGCACCAUUGGGAUGCCCCGAACACAUCAGACAAGGACGAGGGGGGCGGGAAAGUCAAGGUCCGCUUCCUGACGUCUACAGACCCUGGGAAAUCGGACUCGGCAGAGUACAAGCAGAAUUCGAAGCAUGCCGAGCGCGAGGCGCCCGCCAGCAUUGCCGAGAUACUCGAGUCGCGGUCGCGGGCGAAGAAGAAUCGGGAGGGCGCAGCAGAUGGAGAAAGUCCCUCAAUCUUCAACGAGCUCUUCUCGAACCCAGACCCGGGAGCAGGACGCCGACAGGCCGACGAGCACCUGUCCGAGGACCGGUACGUCAACCACGACGACCUCCAAUCCUGGCUCGACUCUCUCCCCAAGGGCGACACUGGCGCCGCCGACGGUGACGCCGCCACCACAACAACAUCCUCCUCGACCUCUUCCCCGGGACUGGCAGACCGCGCCGCCAUGCUCGUCCUCUCCAACGCCAGCCCGAACCUCCUGGAGAGCGACUUCUACCGCAUCGGCCCCCAGGGCCACCACCUCGACGGUUGGUCCUCCUCCAUCCGCAAGGUGAUGCAGGCAUACGACUACAGCACCCUCGAGCCCAUGGACCGCUACUUCAUCCUCUUCGACUCGUACGCCGCCGCCGCGUCCUACCAGAAGGAGGCCCAGCGCCGCCACGCCGCAGUCCGCCGCUCCCUCAUAUCCCCCGCGGCCCCUCUCACCUCGUCUUCCUCCGCCCCGGCCUCUGGCACCGACGCAGGCGGCUCGGCCCCCUCCAUCUUCACCCUCGCGCCCCCGUCCAGGGCCCCCCUGAGCCUGCACCUCUACAAGCUCGACCGCGCCACCGAGGCCCGCCUCAACACCUUCAGCAUCCAGGGCCUGCUGAGCAUGACGCCCGAGCCCCCCCCGCGCGCAAACUGCCACGUCAUCCUCUCCGUCGACGGCGGCACCGUCGAUCAGCGCAUGCUGACCUACUGGUUCCGCCGCGACGCGCGCGAGCGGAACCUGGGCUGGCCGGUGCAGCACAUGCGCCCUUACUUCACGCCCAAGGUCGACCGCCGGACCGUCACGCCGGGCGAGAGCCCAGAGGCCGACGAGUCCGAGUGGAGGGACGACGACGGCGGCGACGACGACGCGCCGCCGCCGUUGGUGGGCGCCGAGGGGCAGCAGAAGGGCGGCGGGCCCGACGAAAACGCCAUGUCGGCUCGCUUCGUGCUGUCAUUCCCGGAUGUACACGAGGCGAGACGUUUCGUCCGCGCGUGGCACCGGCGCGAGUUUGUCUUAUCAAACGGCUCGACCGUGGUGCUGAACACCCACGUUGUAUGGUGA
Colletotrichum spaethianum is the source of this 1557-nucleotide messenger RNA. RefSeq lists its product as uncharacterized. The transcript has a single exon. The record is from RefSeq and is a predicted model, not a curated record. NCBI's taxonomy places the organism in Eukaryota, Fungi, Ascomycota, Sordariomycetes, Glomerellales, Glomerellaceae. Bases 1 to 1557 code for a protein of 518 amino acids.